Gopherus evgoodei (Goodes thornscrub tortoise) is the source of this 790-nucleotide messenger RNA. RefSeq names its product synapsin I (gene SYN1). Lineage: Eukaryota; Metazoa; Chordata; Testudines; Testudinidae. The record is from RefSeq and is a predicted model, not a curated record. Gene Ontology annotation, biological process: neurotransmitter secretion. Gene Ontology annotation, cellular component: synaptic vesicle membrane; synaptic vesicle.
GCCCGCAGAUGGCACAGCCCCCUCCAGCGCCCCCAGGAUGAAUUACCUGCGGAGACGCCUCUCAGACAGCAACUUCAUGGCCAACCUGCCCAACGGCUACAUGACAGAUUUGCAGCGGCCUCAGCCCCCUCCGGCACCCCCCAGCGCCCCCUCGCCCGUCCCCUCCCCGGGCAGCGUCUCCCCAGCUGCCCCCAGCCCUGGUGCCGGUGGCGGGGCAGGUGGGUUCUUUUCGUCCCUGUCCAAUGCAGUGAAGCAGACGACAGCGGCCGCGGCGGCCACCUUCAGUGAGCAGGUGGGAGGCGGCAGCGCGGGGGGCGCGGGGCGCAGCCGGACGCUGCUAGUCAUCGACGAGCCUGGCACCGACUGGCCUAAAUUAUUCAAGGGCAAGAAGCUCCAUGGUGACGUGGAGGUGCGGGUGGAGCAGGCCGAGUUCUCGGAGCUGAAUCUAGUGGCUCAAGCCAACGGGGCCUUUUCGGUGGAUCUCGAGGUUCUGCGCAAUGGGAUGAAGGUGGUGAGGACGGUGCACCCCGACUUCGUGCUGGUCCGGCAGCAUGCCUACAGCAUGGCCCCGGGGGGUGACCACCGGGGCCUGGUGAUCGGGCUGCAGUACGCCGGGGUGCCCAGCGUCAAUUCCCUGCACUCCAUCUACUUCUGCGACAAACCCUGGGUGUUUGCCCAGUUGGUGCGGCUGCGCCGGAAGCUGGGGGCCGAGGAAUUCCCCCUCAUCGAGCAAACCUUCUACCCCAACCACCGGGAGAUGACACAGUACCUGCGGCAUGGGGCGGGCUAG